Nematolebias whitei (Rio pearlfish) is the source of this 1969-nucleotide messenger RNA. It is a transcript of the gene nsfl1c, whose product is annotated as NSFL1 (p97) cofactor (p47). The record is from RefSeq and is a predicted model, not a curated record. Gene Ontology annotation, molecular function: ubiquitin binding. The coding region runs from base 35 to 1159 and encodes 374 amino acids. The transcript is spliced from 9 exons. Gene Ontology annotation, biological process: Golgi organization; nuclear membrane reassembly; autophagosome assembly. NCBI's taxonomy places the organism in Eukaryota, Metazoa, Chordata, Actinopteri, Cyprinodontiformes, Rivulidae. Gene Ontology annotation, cellular component: nucleus; cytosol.
GCAACGGACGGACUCGUUGAAAGAGCUAAUCAAAAUGGCGAGUCAAGAGGAGUCAGUGAGGGAGUUCGUGGCUGUUACCGGCGUUGAGGAGGAGCGGGCCCGGUUCUUCCUGGAAUCCGCCGGUUGGAACCUCCAGCUUGCACUUGCCAGUUUCUUUGAGGAUGGAGCUGACGAUGACAUAAUUACUCUUCCUCAGCCUGAGGGAGGCUCUUCAGUGUCUCGAUCGGCAGGUCCCAGUAGUCAACCCAGAGUGACCUCCUUCAGAGAUCUGAUGCAUGAGGCAGAGGAAGAAAGCGAUGAGGAGGAAGGUCAAAGGUUUUUUGCGGGCGGAUCAGAGCGCAGCGGGCAGCAGAUCGUGGGACCUCCAAAGAAGAAGAGCUCCAAUGAAGUGGUGGAGGAUCUGUUCAAAGGGGCCAGAGAACACGGAGCUGUGCCUUUGGACCGGGCCGGCAAAGGACCAGGAGAAUCCAGCAGAGCAAAGGCUUUUGUUGGCGGAGGUUACAGACUGGGAGCAGCUCCUGAAGAGGAGUCUGCUUACGUAGCUGGGGAGAGGCAUGCCUCCAACAGUCAGCAAGAUGUCCAUGUGGUGCUGAAGCUGUGGAAGACGGGUUUCAGUCUGGAUAACGGUGAACUUAGAAACUACAACGAUCCUGAAAAUGCAAACUUCCUUGAGGCAAUAAGAAGAGGAGAGAUUCCUCUGGAGCUGAGGCAGCGGUCUCGAGGAGGCCAAGUCAACCUGGACAUGGAGGACCACAGAGACGAGGACUUUGUCAAACCCAAGAUGGCCUUCAAGGCCUUUGAAGGUGAAGGCCAGAAGUUAGGAAGUGCCACCCCGGAGUUGAUUACAGCUCCGUUCACGUCCCAGCAGGACCAGUCUGCCAACGAGGCUCAGGCCAGCGCCUCCGUGACCCUCGACCCCUCCCAACCCACAACUAACAUUCAGAUCCGGCUGGCGGAUGGUGGCCGCCUGGUUCAGAAGUUCAACCUGACCCACAGGGUGUCGGACCUGCGGCACUUCGUGGCGGCGGCUCGGCCCACCAUGGCCGCCCGGGAAUUUGUUCUGAUGACCACCUUCCCCAACAAGGAGCUGAUGGAUGAGAGCCUGACGCUGCAGGAGGCCAACCUCCUCAACGCCGUCAUCGUCCAGCGGCUAAAGUGAGGCUGGGAGAACACGCCUCCCCCGCACCUCCUCAUACGGUGAUGUGGCUGGGGGAGGAGAAAACAGACUCGCAUACGGACUUCUAGUUUCUGAUUUUUGUUUUUCUAAAAGGAAAUGUAAAAUUCUGCCCUCCCACCCGCUCGUCUGUCCGUUCUCCGAGGCCGACUCCAGAAUCAAAGUUGUCAAAAAGCCUCCAGACGCUGGAGAGUCGUGGUUUUGGUGGGGGGGCGGUUUGUCUCAGAUGUGCCCGCCUUCUAGAUUUGUUUUUGUUUCCUGCUAAACGUAAUCUGACCCGAGAACAGUGUUUACUAUCAGCUGCUGGAUCUUCAGCAGCUCAUUUCCUCCUUUUCUGUCUAAUCCGCACAAAAGCAGCUCCGUGAGGAAGACCGGUCAGAUUAAUGCUGUUUUUUUUUUAAGUUUCCACACUUAAAUGAGCGUAAAGACGUAACAGAAAACAUCGUUCCUGUUUUAACCUGCAGCCCCACUCUCCUUUGUUCACCUGCAGAACCACACCUGCCCCUUUGUUGAAAAGCAGAUGGAUUUAUUUUUUUAAACCGUCUUUGUUCCUCCCGUUUCCUUUCUCUCUGACAGAUCGUUCCAGUUCCACAGCAGCGUUUUGAUACAGACGAGCGUAAAACCGGCGUCGCAGCUUUAGCAUCGAGCUGCCGUUUGAGCGAAAGAACGUUUGAAACGUGAACACUGGUUUGAUUUAGAAGUUGUAUUCCUGUAACUCACAUCUUCUAUGCAUCCUGGGGAACCAGAAAUAUGGUUAGACCUCUGAUUAAAUAAAUUCAUUUUAUGGUUGAUGUA